UUGGUUGAUUGUGUGAAAUGGAGAAUUGGGUAUUGGUUGAGAAGAUUGUUGUUGUUUUGGGUUGUUUAUAUUUGUCAUGGAAAAUCAUUAGAUACAUAUGGAGCUUCUCGAAUAUAGAGAAGCAGCCUAUUAAAGUACUCGUUACUGGUGCUGCAGGGCAAAUAGGCUAUGCUCUUGUUCCAAUGAUCGCUAGAGGGGCCAUGCUAGGUCCUGAUCAACCUGUAAUUCUACACAUGCUUGAUAUUGAACCUGCAGCCGAGGCCUUGAAAGGCGUAAAGAUGGAAUUGAUUGAUGCCGCGUUUCCUCUUCUCGAAGGUGUUGUUGCCACCACUGAUGUUGUUGAAGCUUGUAAAGGUGUCAACAUUGCGGUAAUGGUUGGCGGAUUCCCAAGGAAGGAAGGUAUGGAGAGAAAGGAUGUGAUGUCAAAAAAUGUAUCAAUUUACAAGGCUCAAGCUUCUGCUUUAGAGCAACAUGCUGCUCCAGAUUGCAAGGUGCUUGUGGUUGCUAACCCGGCUAAUACCAAUGCACUUAUCUUGAAAGCAUUUGCCCCUUCAAUUCCAGAGAAAAACAUCACGUGCCUUAUAAGACUUGAUCAUAAUAGAGCUCUUGGCCAAAUCUCAGAGAGGCUAAAUGUUCAUGUUGGUGAUGUGAAGAAUGUAAUCAUUUGGGGGAAUCACUCUUCAACUCAAUAUCCAGAUGUCAAUCAUGCCACUGUAAACACCAGCAGUGGACAGAAGUCUGCCAGAGAACUUGUUGCUGAUGAUCAAUGGUUAAAUACAGAAUUCAUAACCACCGUGCAGCAACGUGGUGCAGCCAUCAUCAAAGCUCGAAAGCAGUCUAGUGCAUUAUCUGCCGCCAGCUCUGCUUGUGACCAUAUACGCGACUGGGUGCUUGGCACUCCCAAGGGAACAUGGGUGUCGAUGGGAGUGUACUCUGAUGGAUCUUAUGGCAUCCAGCCUGGUCUUAUUUACUCUUUCCCUGUUACUUGUGAGAAAGGAGAAUGGUCGAUUGUGCAGGGCCUCAGGAUAGACGAAUUCUCCAAGGCGAAGAUGGAUGCCACAGCAAAAGAGCUGAUGGAGGAGAAGGCAUUGGCGUAUUCAUUCCUGAAUUGACGAAGUGACUAAGUUUACUCGGAAAAGUAGAACUGACACCAAAUUUGGUUGUAUGAUUAAUAAGCCUCUCCUUUUAUUUGCAGUGCUUGAAAGAAAUCAAUAUUCUCUUGUUUUAUUCAUUGAAAAGAAAGGAAUAUAUGUAUUUACAGAACAGAGA
Molecule: messenger RNA, 1269 nt
Organism: Ilex paraguariensis (yerba mate)
Lineage: Eukaryota; Viridiplantae; Streptophyta; Magnoliopsida; Aquifoliales; Aquifoliaceae
Source: the annotation of a GenBank genome assembly